Molecule: messenger RNA, 654 nt
Organism: Leptinotarsa decemlineata (Colorado potato beetle)
Lineage: Eukaryota; Metazoa; Arthropoda; Insecta; Coleoptera; Chrysomelidae
Gene: tzn
Product: hydroxyacylglutathione hydrolase tenzing norgay
Molecular function (GO): hydroxyacylglutathione hydrolase activity
Source: RefSeq, a predicted model, not a curated record
UUGGUACUGUAUGAGGCUGACAGAAUUGUAAGAGGUUCAAUGCAAUGACGGAAAUACCACAGUAUUGCUUAUAAGCUUUCUACUGUCGAGAUACGAUAUUUUCACUCAAACUUCAAGUUAUUUAUUGCUCCGAACCCCACCUGGCCCUUUGAUAUCGACACCUUGUUGCAUUGUUUCGUCUUCACAAAAUUGUGAAUGUCACCGAAACUGGCAGAGUCGUAGUUGACGUGCUCCGUUAUCUUUUCUGAUUGUUUACUCCUCUGUGGUUAGGUCUAAGGUCUCAGAAGAGUAAACAAAUUUCUGUGUUUAGAUUUAGCAGGUCUGACAGUUUCAAUGAGUUUCUAUAAUGCAAAGUUUUUUAAUUACAUACUUACCUAACAGAGUAGUUCAAGGUCUCACCUCUGCUUUUUUUCGAGUAUCAGCAUUAAGUAAAAACGGAUUCAGAGGAUCACACAGCUCUCAAGUUGUUUUGAAAUUGGACAAAAUGAAGGUGACAAUUUUGCCUGCUCUUUCUGAUAAUUAUAUGUAUUUGAUCACAGAUGAAAAUACAAAGCAAGCAGCAGUUGUUGAUCCUGUUGAACCUGAUACAGUACUAGCAGCUGUAAAAGCAGAAGGAGUAAACCUAACGAAAGUUUUAACUACACAUCAUCAUUG